UCUUCCUACUUCGUUCUUCUUUCUCAAGAUUGCUGCAGCUAUUCGGGGUCAUUUAUGGUUCCAUAUAAAUUUUUGGAGUAUUUGUUCUAGAUCUGUGAAGUAUGGGGCUGUGGGUCUUGGUAACAGUGAACAUGGUGGCGGACCCCGGUGUGACCGAACCCAGGCGCUGCUCCCUCUCUCACUACCACUGGUUGGACCCCAGGGCGCUGGAGGCGGUCAAGGCGCUGAGGGACCACUACCUGAGUGAUGCUCAGACCCCCAGUCCCCAGGGGACGCUGGUCCCGUCAGGGUCGGGAUCCUGGUCCCUAUCCCGAGGUCUGACCAGCUGCAUCCUAAGCACAGAAAGCACCUUCCUGCCACUCACAAAAGGGCGCCCCCAGGCGGACCCGGCUCACGUCGGGGUGCAGCGCUCCGCAAGGGGUGCAUUUCAUUCCCCUUUCCAGUCCUCGUCCUCGGGGAGCUCUGUGGCUCCGUGCACAGUACGCACGACCCCUGCACCACACAGUCGGGUCACGGGCAUGAAUCCCCGACUUCCCCGCACUUCAGGGCACAGGCGAGGGGCGCAGCCUCAGCCCCACCAUUGUCCCGCCCAGGAGGAAGAGAUGCUGAGCUGGAGGCCUCGGAACUGCUCCUUCCGCCCACGGAGGGUUCCCCCGCUGCCCUGGGUGAGGCCCGCGGCUCAGCUGGUCCGGCCAAGUUCCUCAAGGAAGUCCCGCGGCCCCCAGGAGGCCUCCCCAAAGGCGGAGACUGUGAGCGGCGCGGCGGCCAGGAGCCCAGGGUCCCUCAAUGAGGAAAUCGCUGCCUCAGCCCCGCUUCGCUUCCUUCCCCGGUUCCAGGACUCGCCUCGGUGCCAUGAAGCCACCAUCAUCUUCAACCUCCUGCGCCUGCUCACGUGGGACCUGAAGCUGGCGGCGCUCUCAGGGCCUUGUCUCUGACCCGACUGCGAGGCGGGACCCGCGGCUCUGCAGGCGGGCGGCUUAGGUCGGGGCUCUGUGCUGCCCUCUGGUCCAGGCAGGUCUCCAGCCAGUGGGCGCCCGCGCUCAGGAGACUCUGCCACCGCCGCCGCUGGCCUCACCUCGAUGGCCUGCGCUGAGCGCACCGUGAAGUGCGGGUACAUUUCCCGAGAGGACAACGCGUCCCCUGGGAGCAGGGACAUGUCUGUGGAAUGCAUUGCCCGAAGCCCCGCCAGGGGCCUUGUGUGGCAGGAAGAGACUUGAGUCCUGGGUCCACGGGGGACGCUGACCCCACGUACCACGGGCGAGGCUCUACUUCUCUGGGUACCAGCAGCCCAGAACCGAGUCUCCAUGACAGUUCCCACGCCCUGGUUUGAGCCUUCAGUGUCUCCUAUGAGAUUCUAUGAAUCUGUGACUCCUGCAUCUCUCCACUGGAGAGGCCUCCUCCCUCAGGGAUCAGGCAGUGACAGAGCCCGAAGUCCUUAGGUUACUGCAGAAUUUUGGAUUCUGUCACCCUUGUGUCUUUUGUAUUUGUGAAAUCCCCGAGUAGCGGGCUACUCUGUCUUUCAUUAUUAA
Messenger RNA from Myotis lucifugus (little brown bat), 1529 nucleotides. RefSeq names its product interferon lambda-4-like. The transcript is spliced from 4 exons. Gene Ontology annotation, biological process: cell surface receptor signaling pathway via JAK-STAT; positive regulation of immune response; defense response to virus. The coding region runs from base 102 to 935 and encodes 277 amino acids. Gene Ontology annotation, molecular function: cytokine activity. Lineage: Eukaryota; Metazoa; Chordata; Mammalia; Chiroptera; Vespertilionidae. The record is from RefSeq and is a predicted model, not a curated record.